ACACACACACACAGAAACGCAGGGCGGAGCGAAUGUGUCGCCCACUAGUCUGAAAGCGACGCCGCGGGAAGGGGGACGUGUUGGGUGUGGCUGCCGAUCUGGACCCUCUCGCUGCUCUCUCUUCUCUCUUCCCCACCACUCACCUACUCACGCUCACAGAUACCACCGCACGCACACACACACACACACACACACACACACACACACACACACACACACACUCACACAGACACACACACACACACACACACACACACACACACACACACACACACACACCUGCCCUCACCGCCGCCACAGCCACCUGCUGCGUUAGUUGGCACCGUAACCUCGGAGGCCCAGCGCGUCCCUCCUCCGCUCGCACGCUGUUACUCUCAGUCCACGCCCGUGUCCGCAGCCCCUCGCUACUCCGGUCCGUGGCUGCGGAUGUGAGGUGGUGGCGUGGCCUGCGUGCGGGCGGGUGUGUGGAGAAAAGGAGAGGAGAGACGAGGAGUUGUGCUUGCUCUCCGAAGUGGACGUAGUGUUCAUUCAUGUGUGUUUGCGUCCUGUGCGUGUUGCCAGGCCUAGAGUAGCGAGCGGGACUUCGUCUGUGGCAGCACGGCAGGUGGGCAGCAGCGGCGCCAGGCACUUAGCCACUGCCGCUGCCUGGCACCACUACCACCAUCACCGCUGCCUCUUCUGUACCUCCAUCACCACUUGUCUCAACACAGCGGUGCCUCUGCAGCUUACCUAGACCAGGAAGCAGCAGCGAGCGAAGGAAGGCGGUGCUGGUGAUGGCGAGGCGCCCUUCAACAUGACGGCGCCCUUCGGUGACCCCCUGGGCGGCGGGGGCACCACGCUGCUGCCCUUCCUGGUGCCGUGGGAGGGCGGCGGGAGCGGCGGAGUAGGACGCACCAGGCUAAAUGAUCCUUCUGUGGGCUACCUCAACGCCUCCUCCGAUCUGUGGGGGGAGAACGCCACCUGCUGGGGGAACAACAACUCGCUGGAGUGCUCUCUGGCCAACAGCAGUGCCACGGAGGGGGCGACGACCAUUCUGCCGCCCUUUGAGCUGUGGCAGACGGUGCUUAUUGCCAUUUGUCUCGCCUGCUGCAUGAUCCUGACGGUGGGCGGGAACCUGCUGGUGCUGCUGUCCUUCAUCGUGGAGCGAGCCAUCCGCCAGCCCUCUAACUACUUCAUCGCCUCUCUCGCCAUGACGGACCUUGUCAUCGGCUCAAUAUCGAUGCCCUUCUAUACUGUGUACGUCUUGAUGGGAGAGUGGACGCUGGGCCCCAUCCUCUGUGACCUGUGGCUCUCUGUUGACUACACCGUCUGCCUUGCGUCGCAGUACACAGUCCUUCUCAUCACCAUCGACCGGUUCUGUUCUGUCAAGAUCGCCGCCAAGUACCGCGGCUGGCGGACGCGGACCAAGGUGAUGGUAAUGGUGGCAAUGGUGUGGAUCAUACCAGCGCUGCUCUUCUUCAUCAGUAUCUUCGGCUGGGAGCACUUCGUGGGCUACCGCUCGCUGCUCCACAACGAGUGCGAGGUGCAGUUCCUGAGGGACCCUGUCUUCAACACGGCGCUCAUUGUUACUUACUACUGGGUCACCCUCGUUGUCCUCUUCGUGCUCUACGCUGGCAUUUACAAGACUGCCUACGACAUGCAGAAAAAGUCCGAAGCGAAACACCGGAAGAUGCAAACACUAGUGGCGCUAAGUGCUGGUGGCAUGGCAGGCAUGGCGGGGCGCACGGCAGGGCUGGGCAUGAGCAAAACUCAGAGCACGCUGCUGAGCCAGGACAAACCUCAGCCUGGCCCGCCGCCUGUUUCCAACAACCCCACCACGCAGGCGCCACAGGGAGGAUCGGGAGUCAGUGACUCAUCCUCCAGUCAAAAAACCUCCUCUAAAACAAUGGAGACGACGAGCUUCUCGGAGCGUCGUAACGAGCAGGCCGAAAAGUCAGAGAGAUCCAGUAGUCCAGCCUUUGAGUCAGACGAGGAGAGUAGUCAAAUACCACAGCAAAAGAAACCCAACCUGGCCAACAACUCAGUCCCGCGCCUCGACCCGCCGCCCCAGCACCGCAAGACUCCCACCACCGAUACUCUGCCGAAGAUCCCUGAACAGAGUGUGCUGGACACCUCAACCACGCUGGAGGGCAGCUCUUCUUCUGACACCGGCGUAGGAGCGCUGGCGGUGUCGCUUGCUCGCUCUCUGCCCUUUUCUGACCCCCAGCACAUCUCCCCGAAGAAGGUGUCCAUUCUUCCAGACGUGGCCCUACAUGAGGCCAGCUUGCAGGGCUCCAGCCUGUUAGACGUGACGAUCGGCGCUGCAACCGCGCCAUUAGCAAAGCGAAUGUCUGCAGACUUCUCUAAAAAUGACGAGGAUAACAGCGGCCACUCAGAGGAAACAAUGAGUGUGCAUUCCAACGGCGAGCAGUCGCCUCAGCCUCCCGCCCAGCAGCCCCUGCACCCUACCUCCCUGCCGCUGCGACCCAUCUGCACUGUGCCCAUCCUUCCCCUGGCCGCCUCCACGCCUACAGACGGUCUGGACGAGCGGCUCAUCGCCCCACCCGCCAUGUUUGCCGACAACAUGAGCGUCAGCAGUAUCUGCACCACGCGGCCUCCCUCCGCUCUCAACUACGGACCGAUGGCCUACGACAUCCUGACGGGCCUGGACACUGGCGACCUGCGAUUCAUGGACGAGUCCUCCAUCAUCCUGCCCUCGCCAGUCGUGGAGGAUCCGCCCUCCUCCGUGUGGGCGGCAACUCUUCACAGCCCAACUUCACCCACCCUGCGCUCCCUCACCUCGUCCCUCACCACCCCGCACAGCAUCCACCGUAAGAUCAGUCGAAUACAAUCCCGUUCAGAUGACGAGGACCUCGAGAUGAGCAUCGAGGAGGCAGACGAGUCGGUGGACGCUGACGACGCUGACGACGAAUGUUGCGAUCGAGACGAAUCCUCCGAACACUCCACCAACGUGCUGGUGACCUCCAUCAUCCACGCCUGCACCGCAGUCACCAGUUUGGCGGGCACAGACAGACACAACAGUCCCGUCAGCCCUAAAAAGGAAAACCUAAUUACAACCACUGCUAACAGUGCUCCUAACGCCGUCAACAGUAUUUCCAGCUACUCCAACAGUACCAACUCCCCCGCAAUGGUGCCGUCGACCCCACAGGUGCGUCCCAAAGCGAACAGCGGCGGGACAGAGGCUGGGCGGGCGGCGGCUUCGUCUGCAGGACCCACUAAUCAACUCAUCACCACCCACAACGUCAACUCCAACAAGACAGUGACCAGCGUGGCGCGGACGGAGGCGUCAUCACUCAUCGAGAAGGACAAAGUCAGUUCGAUCGCCCUGGCGUCGGACGCUCAGAGUUCCAUCAAAGGUUCCCUCAAAGGCUCCAAAAAAGGAAUCGUCAAGUCUAUCAGAAGCCUCAAGAAGAAAAAGAAGAAAAGUGAAGGCGAAAAACGACAUCGCUCCAAGUCGGAGAACCGCGCUAAUAAAGCCUUGCGGACCAUCUCCAUCAUCUUGGGGGCUUUCGUGGCUUGUUGGACUCCCUACCACAUCCUGGCCAUCGCUGAGAGCUUCUGCCAGUGCACCAACACCCACGUCUACAUGUUUGCCUAUUUUCUCUGUUACGCUAACAGCCCCAUCAACCCUUUCUGCUACGCCCUCGCCAACCAGCAGUUCAAGAAGACCUUCAUGCGCAUCCUGAAGGGCGACCUGCACAUCACGUAACGCCUUGGAGCGCUAGGCGGCGCCGGGAAAGCUACUCAAUUAUCUGUGAUAUCUGUAGACAAGACCAGCUUGUGUGGGGCGCGGCGGCAGCGGCAGCGGCGGCGAUGUGUUCCUUGUGUGCUCAGGCCGGAGGCGUGUGUGUAUGUGUGUAAUUAUGUUUGUGCGUUUGUACAUAUUAUAUAUACAUAUAACAUAUAAAUAUAUAUAUAUAUAUAAAAUCCGGUGAGGUGCGCGUGACUGAGCGGCCGGCGAGCCCCAGUCCCGCCCCGGGGCGCCGCGCCCCGCCCCGGCCAGCGGACACCGACUCUCAGUACAACGCUACGUCAGACUCCUCGGUACACCAGUUACAGUGCACGCCAGUCUUAUCGUUGUGAUGACGUACACGCUUCCCGCUUCCCGCGUUCGCCUCAAGAGUGUUCAAAGAAAAAGUGUGUGAAUGUGUGUGUGUGUGUGCGUGCAUGUGUGCGUGGCGGAGGGACGCGCCGCCUUAAAGAGUCGGUUGUUUCGACUCGCCGGUGGUUCGUCGCGACACAAACAAAAACACGUCAGGCGACUCAGUAUUGGGAAUCAAAUGUCUGUCUAGGCUUGCUUGACGCUGCUUUGAAACCUGCUUCACCUCGCGUCCUUCCUGCCCCUUCCUGCCCCUUCUUUCCUUCCCGCGCACACGUAAAUAACAUAUACACACCACGUGUCGGUUCAUCUGCCUUCCAGUUGGUCUGCCUUCUUAGCUUCCUCUGAACUCCCAGACUACAAUUCCCGAACACGUAAAACACACCGCAAAUAAACGAGAUGCGGUGAUUCGAGACGCAGUUUCGAAGACAAGGGUCGAGCUUCAAGGCCACCGCCCGCCAGUGUUCUUGGUGCGCCUGGUGGUGACGGGAGUGUUGCGUAGCUCUCUCUGGAAGGAUAUCAGACAAACCAAACGUAUCUCAGAAUAGGCUGUGUGGAAGGUAAGAACGAUCGACUCUAAUGAGGGAAACAGUAAUGAUAAUGCUAUUAGUUAAUGUGGCGUGUAAUGUCAGAGGCUGCUUAAAGAUGUGUUAGUAAUGUGGUAGUGAUGGUGAUGAGAGAGAGAGAGAGAGAGAAAUCAGUAUUAGUUAUUUGCAACUUAAUGAAAGGCAAAGCAAGCAACUGAACCGUUACUGCUCAGAAAGAGGGACUGGUAAAAUCAAAGUAGUGCACGACAGUUUCCCUCCCCCCACCUCCCCUCCCUCACACCCUCGCUCCGCCACCGCCCCCUUCCACCCACCUACCUACCGUCUCCUACCCCCGUCUGUGUUCCCCAUUAGGCAACUGCGAAAAUGAGUAAAUUAGAUAAAAUGAAGGCAGAAGUACCUUUUUUGAAACACACACACACACACACACACACACACACACACACAGAGCACAUACCAGCACUUUCAUAACCCGCGUGCGUGCGUCGUGAAGGAAGGAAUGAAGGACGGAAGGCAGGGAAGGCACAAGAGACGAAUAAAUGCCCUGUAUUCACCAAGUUCGCUGUGUUCUAGUCUUAUCCCGAAUAGUCGCAAUGAAUACUCAAAACUUUCAUACAUAACAUGCAUAUAUCACUCAUAGGGCGGUGCAAGAAGAAGAAGAAGAGGAGGAGGGAACGGAGGAACGGAGGGAGGAGGAGAGAGAAGGAGGACUAAGAGAGGAGUUAAUGGUCAGUGACUGUGAGAGAGAGAGGGUGGUGAUGAUCUCCCCCUGUCACCAUCCUCCCUCCCUCACUCCUUCCUUCCCUCCUCUCCCCACCGCCUCCUUCAUCCCACCCCCGCGGAGGUGUGGCGUAGGAUGUUGCCAGGCCGCCAUUGCUGUGCUUUUUAAAUCUUCUUUAUUUUUUAUUAUCAUUUAAUCUCCUUGCCACCAUCCGCGGACGCUCCUGCCUCCCUCUUCCCCUCACUCCCUCCCUCACUUCCUCGCCAUUCAUUUCUUUUCCUCCUUUCACCGCACUGGAGCCUCCGCGAGUGGUAGCCAAUGAGAGGAGGAGGAGGAGGAGGACCGAUGUGAUUAUUUAUAACGUCACACUUGGCUUGGUGGUGACGUCAUCGUGGUGAGGUGACGUCACAGUCCCGUCAGUUUCACGGGUACCCAGGGCGCGCGUUUUGUGGUGAGGGAGUCUCGGCGCGACGCCCCCGCUCCCCCCCGAGGUGUGGCUUGGCGCCCUUACUCCCCCACUCCUUGAGCCCAACAGAACGCGUCCCCCUUCAGCCCCUCCCCCCGCCACUCCAGCAGCCGUGCCCCGCGCCAGGACGCCCAGGGACAUUGUUCAUCCUGCCCCUUGCCCCUACAGAGAGAGAGAGAGAGAGAGAGAGAGAGAGAGAUCUUUGUUAGGUAAUGGCGUGUCAGUGCCUAAAUCAGCGCCGUUUCAGAAAUAAAACAAAAUUGAGCUGAAAAUCCAUUCCCACCCACCUUCCCGCCCCUCUCCUUCCCCUCGCCGCGUCCCUCGCUCCCCUACAAUCACGUCAUUACUACACGCCUUAAGGGGCCGCCGCGCGAUGCCCUUCGUAUUAACCCGAACGAAAAUAAUCAAAGACACCAAAAUACCUUCCCUGUUCCCACCGACCCCCGCCUGCUGGCCUGGAGGUGUCCCGGCCCGGUGCCUGCUGGAGUGGCUCUGCUGACCGGAUGUGACGUCCCCCCGCCCUUCCCUGUAACAUUUCUCGUGCUCGUCCUGCCCCCACGAGCCUGCCCUGCCCUUGCUACCCCACUAACUCCCCACCAGGCGGCUCCAGGGGGCGGGAGGCCGUGUAUAAUAAAUGUUUGUAUGUAUAUACAUAUAUAUAUAGAGAGAGAGAUGAGAUGAUGCCAGUCAGUAUAUUAUCCCGUACAAGAAAAAAUAAUUGUUAUUCCCAAUGAUAG
This is a messenger RNA of Scylla paramamosain (green mud crab), 6568 nucleotides long. RefSeq names its product muscarinic acetylcholine receptor gar-2-like. The transcript has 2 exons. The record is from RefSeq and is a predicted model, not a curated record. Gene Ontology annotation, biological process: G protein-coupled receptor signaling pathway, coupled to cyclic nucleotide second messenger; synaptic transmission, cholinergic. Lineage: Eukaryota; Metazoa; Arthropoda; Malacostraca; Decapoda; Portunidae. Gene Ontology annotation, molecular function: G protein-coupled serotonin receptor activity; neurotransmitter receptor activity. The coding region runs from base 794 to 3709 and encodes 971 amino acids. Gene Ontology annotation, cellular component: dendrite; plasma membrane.